Molecule: messenger RNA, 4970 nt
Organism: Monodelphis domestica (gray short-tailed opossum)
Lineage: Eukaryota; Metazoa; Chordata; Mammalia; Didelphimorphia; Didelphidae
Product: myosin regulatory light chain 12B
Molecular function (GO): calcium ion binding
Source: RefSeq, a predicted model, not a curated record
AUUUAUUUUUAAAUUUGUUUUAUUUUAUUACAGUAAAAAAUUUACACAAGUUUUCCAAGGUUACAUGAAUUCAUGUUGUUUCCUUCCCUCUUCUCUCCACACUUGGAGAGUUGACAAGCAAUUCCACUGGGUUUUACAUGUAUUAUCACUAAAAACCUAUUUCCAUAGUGUUCCUUUUUGUAAGAGUCAUCUUCUAAAACCCAAACCCCAAAUCAUAAACUCAAAUAAGCAAAUGAUAAAUCAUACGUUUUCUUGCAUUUCUACUCCAACAGUUCUUUCUCGGCAGGUGGAUAGUAUUCUUUUUCAUAAGUCCCUCAGAAUUGUCCAGGAUCACUGUUUUGUUAUUAGUAGCAAAGUCUAUUACAUUUGAUCUCUCACAAUGUUUCAGUUACUGUGUACAAUGUUCUCCUGGUUCUGCUCAUUUCACUCUGCUCUGUUCAUGUAGGUCUUUCCAGUUCUUAAAGAAAUGAUCAGGUUCAUCAUUCCUUAUACAUCACCAUCAUAUACUACAAUUUGUUCAGCCAUUCCCCAAUUGAGGGCUAUCCCUUCAGUUUCUCAUUUUUUUGCCACCACAAAAAGCAGCUAUUAAUAUUUUUGUACAAACCUGUUCAUCUCCAUUUGUAAAAAUAUUUUUUUGGGAUGCAGACGUAGUAUUGCCCCGGGAUCAAAAGGCAUGCAUUCUUUUAAAACCUUUUGGGCAUAAUUCCAAAUUGCCUUCCAGAAUGGUUGGAUCAAUUCACAACUCCACCAGCAAUGCAUUAGUGUCCCAGUUUUGCCUAAGUGACAGUUUUUAAAAAGCAUUUAUUGUGGCAAAUGCAUUUAUUAUGAAGGGAUAUUGUAACAAGAAAUUAUGUACAGGUUUUAUAGGAUUCAGUGCUAGAAGCAAUCUUAAAAGGUCUUUUAAGCCAACUUGUUCAUUUUUCCAUAUGAGGAAACUGGUCUAGAAAAGCAAAGUAAUUUUUCUAACGUGAUACAGUGGCAGAACCCAAUCAUGAAUCUAGGUUUUCUGACACCUUUACAAACACAUGGUUCCUACCUCUACGACCUAUUCCAGACUCUCACCUGUACCCUGCAUACUAAAUUAUUUUGAGGAACAGCCAUCCUGUUAUAUUCACCAUAGCAAUAUGAAAGGGGAAGUUUUGUUUAACUAAAAAUUUUAAUUAGAAAAAAAAUUGGGACCAUGUUUUCUUGAAGAUUUCUCUUUCAUCAAUGGUUGUGACAUUAUAUAAAAUUCUUUGGUCUCAAGGAGAAAAGGACAAAUCACUUGAUUUUAAAAAUAUUUUUUAUUUAUUUUUUAGUCAAAAUCAGGUGAGGUUCCGGACCUAGAGGUCAAUGGCACAACUGCCAACAUAUAACUUAUCUCUCUAAGGCUACCUACCGGAUGAAGGUAAGACAACUAAAGGAAACCGGAAAAAGGUUGCAGAGGCCAGCGGGUGAAGUCGUCCGAACACAGCCGUCCCGGUGGCAAUUCGGAAUCUUCUCUACAGCUAUUGAGCAGCCAGCCUUUCCAUCAACCAGACCAGCUAGGGGAAGUGUUCCUACUAGCCCCUAAAGCCAGAGCGAGCUGGGCGUUUUUUCCAUCCAUUCCCACUCGGUCCAGGAUUCUUGGUCGAUCCCCGCCCUGCCCAGGGUCCAAAUUCCGCACCCAACACAACCCUGCCAAGCCCAGUCCUGCCCUUUCCCUCUUUUCCGCUCAGGGUCAGGGCCAAGACCUGGUAACUCGGAAUGCGGAACAGCUACUGGAAUCUACCACCUUACGGAAUCAGAGGUGUAGUUUGCCAGUGUGGAUGACAUCUGCCAAAUAUAGAGUAAGAAAAUGCCACGAAGGAAUGGCCAAACAGCGCAGAAGAAGUUAUGCUACUCUCUCUGGGUAAAAGAGUUCCCUAAUUUUAUCCCGUCACCGCGGGACCGAGAGACAACACUAUCGUCAGCAUCCCAUUUAUUCUUAGUUGGACUGCGCCACUUCCGGAAGUGGAGGAGUCGGGACGCCCAGACUUUUUCCUUUAGUGGGGGAAGUCUGGUUACUGUCACCUCGUAGCUGUUCUGCUCCAGUCUCGCACUAAAGGGGAAAACCCUGAAUUUCUCUUGGUUCUUUGUGGCAACGGAAUUCACUAGCCAACAUGUCAAGCAAAAAGGCAAAGACGAAGACCACAAAAAAGCGUCCUCAACGGGCAACUUCCAAUGUAUUUGCUAUGUUUGACCAGUCACAGAUUCAGGAAUUUAAGGAGGCUUUUAACAUGAUUGAUCAGAACAGAGAUGGUUUCAUUGACAAAGAAGAUUUGCAUGAUAUGCUUGCUUCCUUAGGGAAAAAUCCAACUGAUGCAUACCUAGAUGCUAUGAUGAAUGAGGCUCCAGGUCCAAUAAACUUCACUAUGUUUCUUACUAUGUUUGGUGAGAAGUUAAAUGGAACAGAUCCAGAAGAUGUGAUUCGAAAUGCUUUUGCUUGCUUUGAUGAAGAAGCAACAGGAACCAUUCAGGAAGAUUACCUGAGAGAGCUACUGACAACAAUGGGGGACCGAUUCACAGAUGAAGAAGUAGAUGAGCUGUAUAGGGAAGCUCCGAUUGACAAAAAGGGAAAUUUCAAUUAUAUAGAGUUCACACGCAUUCUUAAACAUGGAGCAAAAGACAAAGAUGACUGAAAGGAAUCUCAUAUCUGUCAAUUACUCUUGAUUCACUUAUGUUUCAUUCCAAGAUUCCUUUUUUUUCCCGAUAGAACCCACUGUAUACAUUUAGCUUCACAGCCUCGGCUUUUCCUUAUGUAUUUAUUCCAGGCCCUUCUGCCAUAUGUGUUUGUGUAAUCAUACUGGAAUUGGGAAUGAUAUUGUAAAUUGUUUUGAAAAGAGUUUGAGAUUUUAAAAAAAAAUCAAUGAAUUUUGUGAAAGCCCAGAAAAAAAAGAAUCUCAAUAUUUCUGGUUUUGCUGGAUUUUUACAUUUUUAUAAUAUAAAUGCUAUUUUGAAAUAAAGAUUAUGUCAACUCAAAGUAAAAUAUCAUGCAUGGCAAGUUAAACAGAUGUGUGGGGCGUUUUAGAAUUAUUUUUGAGAGAUUUUCAACUUUACAUGGUUCAAAUCACGUGGUCAAGCUGGUUUGCUGAUGUGAAUAUUGAACAAUGUACAUCUGGACUUUAAAUAUCUUUUUAACAUUAAUGUGAAGUAAAAACUGUUAUGCCUACUUGGACUUUUGUCAUGCUUUUAGUUAAAUUCGUAUUUUAGAUUAUUACAUAAUUAAAUUUUUCUUCAGAAGAUGUUUGUUUACUUAAAUUAUUUUAUAAUUUUAAGUUUAAUCCCAGGGCAGGAGGAAAAUACAAGGGGCUCACUCCAUUUGCCCCCAAACCCUAGAUUACCAAAACUCACAUCCAGUGAAAUGAGAACUCUUUCAGGGGCCAGUAUGUACAAUCCUAAUUUAAGUGAAGUAUGUAUAGGUUAUUAUUUAUGGCACCUGUUGGGUUAUUCCUAGAUGUCUGGGAGCAGAAACCAUUUAAGAUCAUCUCACAUGUGACUAGAAAUGAUACUGGCCAGAUUGUGGCAGGAAAAGUAGGUUGUUUUUUAAGUGGCCUCUAAGGUGAUAAAAGUAUAGAUUGAAAUCUUAAUAUUUAAGGAAAAAACUGGAAAAUCAUGACCAAAGAACUUGAUUACCAAAAUUUUUUACACCAAAGUAACCCUUGUGAUAUAAUGAUUUAAAUCUUAUUAACAUUUCCUUAUGAACCUGCAAUCGGUAUUGCUCAGCUUUCUCAAAGAAAUCAUUUGUGUUUAUAUGCAUACACACAACUGCAACUGAUAAAUUAGAUAUUGUUAAAGUAAUUGUAUUUGUGCAAGGGAAAGGGCAUCACACAUUUCCUUUGCCUCAGGCAUUAAUAUUGUACGUAUUCUGCUUUUAGACCUGACCAGUGGUAAUCCAUUAUAAGUCUUAGGAAGAUGCUUUGAUUCAGCCACUGGAAGAGGUGAGGGAUUCCAGACAAUCCUAUAAGAUUGUAGACAGUAAUCAUCAGUAUAAUCAUCAGUAAUUUGUAGAGAAAUGUAAACAGUGUCCAUGGUACAAGCCUACCUAAGAGCACAUAUCAAACACUUCUCAAGCCGUGGGGUGAUCGUCCACAAAUCAGAGCUAUCCAGAGGAAAGGAGUCCAGAGGAUUUGAGAGCUAUGAUAGUGGGGACUUUUGAUAGUUGGCAUAUCUUAGUGUUUUACAAUCUUCGCCCUAAGAAUGUUAUUACUUUUUUUUAUUAAAGCCAUAAUUUCAUUUUGUUAACAUUGCCUUACAAUUGUAUCUUUGUUUACAAAUCACUUCUGUAUAUACUCUUUUUAUCCUCAUAACUGAGGAUAGGUUGAAUAAGUAUUACCAAGUAGGUUGAUUGGUUGGGGGUCUUUUGCACAUAUUUACUGUUAUUAAAUGACAAAGCACUUAUAGUUCAAUACAGAAUUGAUUUCAUUCCUUAAAAUGCUUAAAAUCCAGACUGCCAUUUACUAGCUGUGUGACUUGAAGCAUGUCAUUUUCAUCUUGGCCUCAGUUUCUUUAUCUGUCAAGCAAGGAAACUGACUAGAUGAUUCCUAAGAUCUCAUAUGCUUUCACAUUCUAAUUCUAUUAAUGCUUAAGAAGAAAAAAAAAUCCCCUUGACUUAAUGGGGAAACACCUUACCUUCCUGUUAACCUUCCUCCUGUCACCUUCCUCCCACAGUUGUAACUUCAUUCUUGCCCUCUCUAGAACCUGAUGUAAAAUUUUAAGUAACUCAAAAUGUAAAAACUCAGCAAAACCUGUUAACGUGAAAUUUUACUUUUAAUUUAAAAAAUUUUAAAACACAGCAAUCUGUCUUGUAAUAUUUUGUUACUGUGUUUUUUCUUUAUGUCCCUUGUAAGUAAUGUGUGGGAGGAGGGAUGAAGGGGUGAAGGAGGGGAAGUUGAUUAAAAUCAAACUCUGUACAUUACCUGCCAUGGGAUCUUGUGCAUCUUAGGUGUGUAAUAAAUGUUAUUGGCAUGAGA